Molecule: messenger RNA, 4136 nt
Organism: Diachasmimorpha longicaudata
Lineage: Eukaryota; Metazoa; Arthropoda; Insecta; Hymenoptera; Braconidae
Exons: 1
Coding region: 1243-3615 (790 amino acids)
Biological process (GO): poly(A)+ mRNA export from nucleus
Cellular component (GO): nucleus
Molecular function (GO): zinc ion binding; nucleic acid binding
Source: RefSeq, a predicted model, not a curated record
CUCAUCUCCCCCUCGCCACUUUCAUCAUUUUCCCGCAUUUUUUUUCCCCACUUUCCUCCUCUCUCAUUGACUCGUCCUCACUUUUACUUCAACUUGGGCCUGCGGGCAAUUCCCACUCCUCCUCGUAGCGCGUAAAAACCCCAAGGGGUUCAUUUUCACGCGGGUUGGGCGAGUAAUAUGAGCUGCCACUCAAGGGCUACCCUGCAUUACCGGCUGAGUAAUUAUAGGAACUAAUACGCAGUCUGAGUUCAGCGGAGUAUGUGCUUAGGACUGGGGCUUCGAGGAACGCUUGCAAGCUCGAAUUGUCGUGGCAGAGGGUGAGGGAAUGUACUGCACAUGAUAAACAGAAAGACCGGAUAACACACGCGGACUAAAGGGUGAGACGAUCAAUUCCAAAUCCCUUUGCAAAGUGAUAUAAUUUAAUUUAUUCUUCAAUUUCCACUUCUCCCCCUUCCAUCCCCGUAAUAAUUCCCCAAAAAUAAUUCCUUAUCGCGGAUCUCGUGAAUGGCUCCAUUUUUCUAUAAAAUAUAUGUGGAAUGUGUGAGAUUAAUGAACAAUGAAUGAGUGAACUCUUUGUUAUUUUGAAUAUUUGUGCACGUGUGAAAGAAUAUAACUCUAGUGGACGUUAAGAUUUGUUUAGACGUAAGGAUUUUAAUGUAAUUUAUGGAUUUGUUUAAUAUAAGGAAUGGGAGAAAAUGGAGACGCGUGCCUCGAACAUGACAGGUUUACGAUGGUCAUGUUUCGAGUUUUGAGGAUUUUUUGUAGCACAAUGGUGAGUGUUGUCCGGCCAUGUGGGGUCACUCAUGGGACAGACCCUGUAUUGUUUAAGGACUCAGGGAAGAAAAGGCGUAGUAAAAGAAAAGGAUAGAAGACAGUGCAUUUUCGGGUGUGAGCUACGGUAUGAGUUUAGUGUGUUGUUAGUUUAAGUUGUGACCUGACCGCGGACGCGUGAGGAUAUUCGUCUCAUCCUCCUAAGAUUAUUUUUAUUGUGUUUGACUUUAUAUAAUUCUGUAACCCUUUUAUAAAAUAAAUUAAUCACUUAUCCUUUAAUUUGAUAGUGAUCCUACAAAUUGGGGGCUCGUCCGGGAUCAUUUCAAGGGAUUUGUGAUUUGUUUUAAAGAGGGUUCAGCGAAGUUGAAGAGUGACAGAUUGUCCCUGUGGAGUUGUCAUCAAGGUGCAGUGAUACACAAUCGGCAGACGGCCACACGUUGUGAAUUUUUGUGUAGCGCAAUUACGGUGAAAAUGGCAGAUCCCGCAGUGUUGGACAAUUUCGACAAUUUGACGGUUGAGGAGUUGAGGUGCAAACUCCAAGUGCUGGGCUUAUCAACCAAGGGUGCAAAAGCUGUUUUGUUGGAGCGGUUGAGACGAGUUGGGUCACAACGGGAUGUUCCCCAGGACGACGACGUUGAAGAAGAGGACGAGUAUGAAGACGACCUAGAAUCCUUGAGUGUGGGCGAACUCAAAUCUAGAUUACGUGAACUUCAAUUAAGGGUGACUGGAAAGAAAGCUGCGCUGAUCGAACGAAUACGGUCAGCAGGGUCGACAGACAAAAUCAUGGAAGGUGAAACCUCACGGACGAAAGAAGGGGACGUUUUGGAUCAACUCAGGACGAAAGAGUUGAAAUCCCGUCUCCAAGGGCUUGGGCUGGAAACCACGGGCAAAAAGGCGGAUUUGCUCGCAAGGGUGAAAGGCCCGCUGAUCAAGUCUGUUGAAGCCGAUUCAGACAGCAGUGAUAGUGAUUCGACGAGUGACAGUGACGAUGAAGAUGAGGUGCACAAUGGUGGUCGUCAACGACGAGUGUACCGUCAACGUGGUCCAGUGAUGAACAGUGAUGUGUCCCGUUAUCCACGUUCUAUGCUGACAUUUAAGGAUGUCGAAGAAGCACUCGAGAGGUUUAGCGGCGAUGGAAGUCAGAACAUUUGGCGUUGGUUCUGCACGUUUGAGGAGACCGCGGAAAUGUGUUCCUGGUCUGAGGCACAUAAAGUUAUUUAUAUGAAGAAGCUGUUGGACGGACCUGCAAAAUUAUUUGCAAACUACGAGUGCCAUGCCAAGGAGUGGUGGAAAUUGAAGAAGCGGCUUAUCAAGGAAUUCUCCAACACGGUGAACAGCAAACAGGUGCAUGAGCAGCUUAGUAGCGUGAGGAAGAAGGCUGAUGAGACGUAUGAGGCCUACGUUUAUCGAGUUUUAGAGAUGGCCAGCCACGGUGACAUCGAGUUGGAUGCAAAGCUGCAGUAUAUAAUCGAUGGAAUCCAGGAUGAUGAGACCAAUAAGUUAAUUUUAUAUGGAGCGACGACGGUGAAGGAAUUGCGGAAAAAAAUGAAGCAAUACGAAACCCAAAAGAAAAAUGCCAAAGCCAAAGUGAGUGGCCAGUCAACCCAGAGAAGUGAUAAGACGGACAGGAUGAAAAAGCCGAAUCAGGUACGCGACAGUGGAAAUAAUAAAGCACAUUGCUUUAAUUGUGGCAGUGCGACGCAUUAUAGCGAUAGUUGUCCGGAUAAGGCCAAGGGGCCUCGAUGCUUCAAUUGCAACGAGUUUGGACAUGUGUCUACUCAGUGUCCGAGAGACAAAAAACAUUUUAGGAGUCAAGCAGGUAGAGAGGCAAGGGAAGAGAAGCCCCGCUGUGAUGCACUGAGCGCCGAUGACAAAAAAACGUACAAGGAGGUCAAAAUUUUGGGUAAAGAGGUGACAGCUGUUUUGGAUUCAGGAAGCGACCUACAUCUGGUGCGGUCAAGCUGUUACGUGAGGAUGGGAGCUCCGCAUCUUGACCAGAAGACGAUCCUUUUUGACGGUGUCGGAGCUUUAAAUCGACGUACUCUUGGACGUUUUAAGGCGGACGUUGUGAUAGACGGCCUGAAGUUCAGGUUCGAUUUUGAUGUUGUUCCCGAUAAUUUUCUGGGGCGUGAUAUAUUAAUUGGUGCUGAAUUGUCGGAUUAUGCGGAAGUGCGAGUGAGAUACAGACAAGCUGUUUUGAAGAAGAUUGACUCUGAGGAAGAUUUAGUUAAAACCGAUGACUCUGGACGGAACGAAGAGCUGAAUUUAAGUGUGUGUGAAGACAAUAAUAGUGACAUAGUGGCGAGUUUUUCGAUUCCAAAGACAAUAAAACAGGUGCAAAGUGUUGUGGACUCUUCGAUCAGCUGGAGCACCCAAAAGACGCCGUUCGAAGUGCUGAUCGACGAAAAGAUGAAGCUGGCUGAUGACCAGCAACUAAGACCAUUGGUUGAGGAGGAAUUUUUCAAGUUGCUUGGAGAGAAGCGAACGCCAAUACAACAGGAAGCGAGAGAGAACCUGCCAAAGCUCCAGGAGGAGAACAGGAAGAUCUUCAACCGGAGGAGGAAACCGGCUAAGAGGUAUGCGGUUGGCGAUUUAGUCGCCGUUCGGAGGAGACAGUUUAGAAGGGGCCUUAAGCUGUAUCCUAAGUUUUUCGGCCCAUAUAAAAUUGUGACGGUGAUGAAGGACAAUUGUUACUUGGUGGAGAAGUUUGGAGACCACGAGGGUCCCAACCGCACGAGCGCAGCAGCUGAUUGUAUGAAGCCUUGGGCUAAGACUUUUGGAAAAUAUGACGAGUGGUUCAGUGAUGAUGAGGUUGACUUGGGUGGAGAUAUCCAUCCAGUCUAACCUGGUAUCGAGGCCGAUACCUGUGCAGGAUGGCAGAGUGUGGAAUGUGUGAGAUUAAUGAACAAUGAAUGAGUGAACUCUUUGUUAUUUUGAAUAUUUGUGCACGUGUGAAAGAAUAUAACUCUAGUGGACGUUAAGAUUUGUUUAGACGUAAGGAUUUUAAUGUAAUUUAUGGAUUUGUUUAAUAUAAGGAAUGGGAGAAAAUGGAGACGCGUGCCUCGAACAUGACAGGUUUACGAUGGUCAUGUUUCGAGUUUUGAGGAUUUUUUGUAGCACAAUGGUGAGUGUUGUCCGGCCAUGUGGGGUCACUCAUGGGACAGACCCUGUAUUGUUUAAGGACUCAGGGAAGAAAAGGCGUAGUAAAAGAAAAGGAUAGAAGACAGUGCAUUUUCGGGUGUGAGCUACGGUAUGAGUUUAGUGUGUUGUUAGUUUAAGUUGUGACCUGACCGCGGACGCGUGAGGAUAUUCGUCUCAUCCUCCUAAGAUUAUUUUUAUUGUGUUUGACUUUAUAUAAUUCUGUA